AAAAUCUAGCAGAAGUUGCAGAAGUAGCGUGUUGGUCCCGUCGGCGGCUGUAGCAGAUGUUAGCUGUACGAAAAGUUAUUUUUAUUAAGUUUUUUUAGUACGUAUGCUGUCCAGUGAUGCCGGGAAGAGCGUGUUGUGUGGUUGGCUGUUUUAACAACAGCACAAAACUACAGGCCUGGAAUAAAACUGUUUGUAAAAUUCACAAACCUUUGUUGCACAUUGACUGCCCAUGUUUACGGCCAUACGGAUUACACAGAGUUCCUGGUCGAGCGGAGGACCAAGAUGUGCGUCAAAAGUGGAUGAAACACAUAAACCGAGAUGGCUUCAAGCCAAACAAGAAUACUGUGGUGUGUGGGAUACAUUUUCCUGACAGACAACCUACAAGAGAAAAGCCCUAUCCUGUGUUGUUCAUGGGUUAUGAAUGUCAUGUAACACCAGCUAGACCUCCCCCCAAAAGAAGAUGUCUUCAGCCAUUACACCAGAACUCAACUACUGAACCUGAAGCUAUGGAAACAGAUGUGGAUGUCAGGAAUUUGGAGAAUAUGCCUCUGCAGACGUGUGAUGUCGGAACCCAGUGGCCAGAUCACAUAGAGCACAACUACAGUUUCAACUGUGGUAACAAGCCGAUGAAGGACUGUGGGACUCAAACAGAUCAAACACCGUCAGUAUCAGCACAUAAUUUAAAUAACAAAGACUUUAUAUUUUAUACAGGUUUAUGUGCUGACAGUUUCUGGCAACUUUUGCAAGUCUUGUCGACUUUUUUCUCACAGCGACUUAAUACCAAAUUGACCCUCCAUGAACAAUUUUUGCUUGUUUUAAUGAGACUCCGUUUGGGGCUAUUGUUUACUGACUUGGGUAAACGAUUUGGGGUGAGAAGAAGCACGGCAUUUGAAAUAUUUACAUUUUGGAGACCAAUCCUUGCAAGAUUCAUGAGGGAAAAGGUGAUUGCUUGGUUGCCCGGGGAUACACUGAACAGAAUCAGGCCCAAGACAUUUCACAAAAACUAUCCUAAAGCCACAUGCAUCAUUGACUGUACAGAGGUCUUUGUACAAAGGCCAAAGAACUUAAGAAAAAGAUCACAAACUUACAGCAAUUACAAACAUCAUAACACAUACAAACUGCUAUACUGUAUAGCCCCCAAUGGCUAUGUCAUGUUUGUAUCAAAGCUUUUUGGUGGAAGGGCCAGUGAUAAUUUAAUCACAAAGAACAGUGGUUUUGUUCAUCACCUGAUCCCUGGUGAUGAGAUUUUAGCAGAUCGCGGAUUCACUAUCAUGGAUAUAUUGUCUCCAGGAGUGAGUGUAGCUCUUCCUGCAUUCACACGUGGACGUAAGGAGCUGUCUGAACAUGAGGUGACAUCCACACGUCACCUAGCUAAUGUCAGAAUUUUCAUUGAGCGAGCAAUUCGAAGGCUGAAGGUUAUGUCUGGUAGGUUGCAAAGUGUUGAUGAGAUUGUAAGUAUUUGUGCAGGGUUAUGUAAUUUGCAACCUCAGUUAAUCCGUAACAGUACUGAAUGAAUAAGAAACACCUGAAAUGGGUGUGUGUGUCUGUGUGUGUGUGUGUGUGUGUGUCUGUCAAGUC
Molecule: messenger RNA, 1578 nt
Organism: Cyprinus carpio (common carp)
Lineage: Eukaryota; Metazoa; Chordata; Actinopteri; Cypriniformes; Cyprinidae
Exons: 3
Coding region: 117-1514 (465 amino acids)
Source: RefSeq, a predicted model, not a curated record